UCACAAGGCGGACACAUGCCGCAAAUGGGCGGAGAAAAGUAUCGCAAUGUCGCUUUUUAUUUACGUUCGUGUGGGGUCGUUUCGGUCUUUGUAAAGAUUUGUUUGGACUCUCGUCGCCAUUGAAACCGAAGUCGCAUAUCCGAUGGCGACCAUAGCUAAGUCCAAGUCGAUUUUGUCAUUUUCCAAAGUUUUUCUGCUAUCCGUUGGGUUGUGGAAACUGAAACUGCCUUUUAGACAUCCCGCAGCUACCAUAGUUUACGCAUUAUAUUCGACUUUCAUCACAUUGUACUUCGCAACUCUGGCGGUCUCGAUGUCUAUCAAGUUCGGGAUAACCUUAACGACGAACUUUGCAGAUCCCGAUAUAUUUCAGCAGUUGUCUUUCCUCAUAGUGAUUCUGACAACCCAUUACGUAACCGUAGUCAUCCGAAGUGACGGUUUUAUAGAUCUAAUCUCCCAAGUUGAACGAGAAGAGAAGAGACUAAUGCGUAGUGAAGUCGGGGAAAUUGUCAACUCCCACCACAAGGAAAUACGUUUCAGCAACGUCGUGAGCGCAACCUUCGUCGUUUUGACAUCUUGUACGGGUGCAUCUCUUAUCUGGGAAAAUUUCCGAUCCAAUAUGGCGGUGGUCGGCUACAACAGGAAAAACAACGCGUCUCUGGAGAGGCCGAUACUCGUCGACUUGUAUUACUUCAACGUCAACAAGCUCCACCAUGAAAAUUUUAUUUUGGUGGUUACCGAAAUCGUCCUGUGCUUCAACACUCUCGUCAUAGCUUCGACGAAAAUGAUCGUCUAUGCUUGCAUAACUUUCGCCGCUUCGGCAUUGCGGUGCCUCCAUAUCAGGUUCCGAAAAUUAGGUCUUCAACGAGACGACGCAUUUAAUGAUUUGAAGCUUCUUAUAGACGAUCACCAAACAAUCAUUGAGUUUGUGAAAAUUUUAAACGAGUUUAUCAAAUUUUUGCUCCUGCUCGAGUAUUUCCUAAAUUCGCUGAACGUAGCUGCUGUCUCUGUUCAGUUCUUAACGCAGGAAGCGAGGCUGUUAUUAAUACCGGCGUUCUACUUGUGCUUCGUCUUGGUUCAGGUGUUUAUUUUGGGUCUAACCACUGACGAAAUAAAAGUCCAGAGCCUUGCUUUGUCGGACGCCCUGUAUGCCAGCCCAUGGCACCAGCAAAGCGAAGAAGUUAAGAAAAUGAUACUGACAGUGUUGACUCGAACUCAGAGACCGUUAGAGCUGACCGUAGGCCCCUUCAAUGCAAUGACGAUGCAGUCUGCCUUGGCGGUGGGUUUUUGAAGCGUUUAACAGGAAAAUGAAGUUGGGAAUUAUUUUACCUUUCAGAUAUUGAAAGCUUCCUAUUCAUA
Molecule: messenger RNA, 1356 nt
Organism: Cylas formicarius (sweet potato weevil)
Lineage: Eukaryota; Metazoa; Arthropoda; Insecta; Coleoptera; Brentidae
Product: odorant receptor 2a-like
Exons: 4
Coding region: 143-1288 (381 amino acids)
Biological process (GO): sensory perception of smell; detection of chemical stimulus involved in sensory perception of smell
Cellular component (GO): plasma membrane
Molecular function (GO): olfactory receptor activity; odorant binding
Source: RefSeq, a predicted model, not a curated record